This is a messenger RNA of Echinops telfairi (small Madagascar hedgehog), 1065 nucleotides long. Its product is annotated as trace amine-associated receptor 6-like. The coding region runs from base 1 to 1065 and encodes 354 amino acids. Gene Ontology annotation, biological process: G protein-coupled receptor signaling pathway. Gene Ontology annotation, molecular function: trace-amine receptor activity. Gene Ontology annotation, cellular component: membrane. NCBI's taxonomy places the organism in Eukaryota, Metazoa, Chordata, Mammalia, Afrosoricida, Tenrecidae. The transcript has a single exon. The record is from RefSeq and is a predicted model, not a curated record.
AUGUCUCUCUAUGUAAACAACAGCAUUGUGAGCAGCAGUGCAUUCCCGGCUGCCCCCGUGCAGCUCUGCUAUGAGAACGUGAACGGAUCCUGUGUCAAGUCUCCCUACUCACCCGGACCCCGCGUGCUUCUGUACGUGGUCUUUGGCUUUGGGGCUGUGCUCGCAGUGUUUGGAAACCUGCUGGUGAUCAUUUCAGUCCUACAUUUCAAGCAGCUGUACUCUCCAACCAAUUUCCUCAUCGCCUCCCUGGCCUGUGCUGACUUUUUAGUGGGUGCGACCGUGAUGCCCUUCAGCCUGGUCAGGUCUGUGGAGAGCUGCUGGUACUUCGGGGCCCAGUUUUGUACCAUUCACAGCUGCUUUGAUGUGGCGUUUUGCUACUCUUCUCUCUUCCACUUGUGCUUCAUCUCCAUCGACAGGUACAUCGCUGUCACUGACCCUCUGGUCUAUCCGACCAAGUUCACUGUGUCUGUGUCCCGAAUGUGCAUCGGCAUCUCCUGGAUCCUGCCCGUUGUGUACAGCGGCGCCGUGUUCUACACAGGAGUGAAUGAUGUUGGUAUGGAGGAAUUAUCUCUUGCUCUCAACUGUGUAGGUGGUUGUCAAGUAGUUAUAAAUCAAGACUGGUUUUUGAUAAAUUUUUUGUUAUUCUUUAUACCUACUCUAGUUAUGAUAAUUCUUUACAGUAAGAUUUUUCUUGUGGCUAGAAAACAGGCUCAAAAGGUUGAAGCCACUGUUAGCAAUUCAGAAUCCUCAUCAGAGAGUUACAAAGCCAGAGUGGCCAAGAGAGAGAGAAAAGCAGCCAAGACCCUGGGGGUCACUGUGGUAGCAUUUAUGAUUUCAUGGUUACCAUAUAUGAUUGACUCAUUUUUUGAUUCUAUUUUGGGCUCUGUGACUCCAGGUUAUAUCUAUGAAAUAUUAGCAUGGUUUGGUUAUUAUAACUCUGCUCUAAAUCCUUUGAUAUAUGCUGUAUUUUACCCAUGGUUUAGGAGAGCAAUAAAACUUACUGUAACUGGUCAAGUGUUAAAAGAUAGUUCUUCCACCAUAAAUUUAUUCUCCAAAGGCACCUAA